AUGUUUUUUAUCCUCGUUUCAAUUUGUUGUUUGCUCAUUUUGCGUAUACUUGUGUCACAAUGGAGUAGAUAUUUAUUAUUUACGAGUUAUGAUAUUAUUUUUUUAAUUUUUUAUAGAUAUAGUAAUAUAUGUUGUUUAAUUAUGUACAAGUUUGAUGAAAAACUUGAAAUUGAGUUGUUGCCGGCGGUUAUUUACAAACAACUUGUUGAUGAAUUGAAUUAUGAUAAUGGGUGGAAUAUAUUGGCUGAGUAUGUGGCACAACAGCUUGGAUUUAAAGGUUCCAGUUGGAUAAAAUUAUUAGAAGACAAAAGAAAUUUAAAACAGACACCAGCUGAAAAUUUACUGUGUGAAUUAACUGUACGAACGUGUACAGUAAGAACUUUAGGUGAAUUAUUAAAAAACUGCAAACUAUUACGAGCACUUUCGAUUAUUUGCGAGCGUGAAUCUUUAAUUAUCACAAGACAGCCCAACUGUGAUGGAACUGAUGAAGUAGAAGUAGAUUUUGGAAAGUGUUUAAAAUUAAAAUGUCAAGCUACGGGAUUACCACCCCCUGUUUAUACCUGGUACCAUGAGAAUCUUCCAUUGGAAACACAAAAUAAAGAAGAAUUGAGUGUUGUCAUCAGUAGUACUGAUCAAGAAGGAGAGUACAAAUGUCAAGUAACCCAAAUUAAUACAGAAGACUUAAUUGUUGAUCAAUUAAUGUCCAACUCGGUUUAUCUCAAAAUAAAAUCGAGACCUGUUAUUAUUACUAAACAACCACUAUCAGUAAUUGAAGUGCUGAUUAACGGUACACUUAAAUUAAGUUGUCUGGCAGACAGUCACCCGGCGCCUAAUUAUCAAUGGUUUCAUAAUAACACUAAAUUAGAUAUUCAAAAAUCUAGUGAACUUGUUAUAGAAAACUUUAGCAGUAAAAAUGAAGGAAAAUAUUACUGUCAUAUUUACAAUAGUGUCAGUGAAGUGUAUACUGAAAAAAGUAAUGUCAUGAUCGAGUUGCCUCGGCAAAAGGCAGUAGCUAAGAUAGCAUUACUUGUAGCUAAUGAAAACUAUUAUUAUCAGGAAAAAUUAAAGACACCACAAAAAGAUGUAGCUAAACUUGGACAACUUCUCGAACAAAUUGGAUUCCAAGUUAUUUGCUUCCUCAAUUUGACGACUGCACAAAUGAAAAAUGCUAUGAAUUUUUUUAGCUCAUUACUUUGUGAAGGUGUCUAUGGUUUAUUUUAUUUUGCUGGGCAUGGUUUUAAGAUGCAAGAAAGUUAUAUGCUUGCAGUAGACGCUCCGAAUAAUUUUUUAAGAACCGAUGCAAUAUGCGAGAGUGAAUUACUUGCCAUGAUUCUUCCGAAAGAUCCAGCGUUGCUAGUUGUGAUUCUCGACACGUGUCAAACAGUUCCUCCAAAAGAAUUAAAUCCUGAAAUUCACAAGGAAAUUCCUAAAGUUAAUGAAUACAGAAGUAAUAAAAAUCUUAGAAAUUUAAUUCAAGCCUACUCGACAUCUAGCCAUCGUCCGAGUUACGAAAGAUUUAGUAAUGACUGUGGGUUGUAUGUAACUCAUUUGAGUAAAUUUAUAACAAGAGAUAUACCAGUACAAAAAGUAUUUGAAGAAACUGGAAAAUCGAUUGAUAUCUGGUUUGAGGGGAAAGAAAGAAAUCAAAUUCCGAUGUUUGCUUUGACAGUAACGAAACCUUAUCGUCUUAUUGACGCUAUUUACGCUGGAAAAACUUCUGACGUCAUCAAUAAUUUAAAAGACAUUACAACUUUUCCGACUAAAACAAUCGAUUUAUGUUUCAAACAAACUGGAAUAAAUUGUCAACUUGUUAUCGCACAGUUAAUUAAACCCUAUUUAAAUUUUUUAAAGUUAAAUCUUAUUGGUCUAGACGAUGAUGUCACUGUUAAUUUGUACAACUCUGUAAAAUUAGAAAGAAAUAAUUUAUAUCGCAGCUCUCAGAGAAAUGAAUUCCAUCUACACAAUCCGCAGAUCAAUAAAGGUCCAAUUGUCGUAUCGAUUGAGAGAGACGGGACUUCAUUUGGCGCAACAUUAUUCAAAGUUACUGAUCAUAUUCCUCCGUUAUUACGCAACUUGUGAUUGUAAUAAAUAAUCUUAUCAAACAUAUGUAUUAUAUAUAUAUUAUAAAAACAUGUUACCUUUAAAAUUAAUAAAUUAUUUUUUUUAUUGCGUUUAAUUUUA
Messenger RNA from Microplitis mediator, 2181 nucleotides. RefSeq names its product mucosa-associated lymphoid tissue lymphoma translocation protein 1-like. Gene Ontology annotation, biological process: proteolysis. The record is from RefSeq and is a predicted model, not a curated record. Lineage: Eukaryota; Metazoa; Arthropoda; Insecta; Hymenoptera; Braconidae. The transcript has 8 exons. Bases 1 to 2079 code for a protein of 692 amino acids. Gene Ontology annotation, molecular function: cysteine-type endopeptidase activity.